This is a messenger RNA of Rosa rugosa (rugosa rose), 1567 nucleotides long. Its product is annotated as G-box-binding factor 1. The record is from RefSeq and is a predicted model, not a curated record. Gene Ontology annotation, cellular component: nucleus. Bases 298 to 1326 code for a protein of 342 amino acids. Lineage: Eukaryota; Viridiplantae; Streptophyta; Magnoliopsida; Rosales; Rosaceae. The transcript is spliced from 12 exons. Gene Ontology annotation, biological process: regulation of DNA-templated transcription. Gene Ontology annotation, molecular function: sequence-specific DNA binding; DNA-binding transcription factor activity.
AAAGUCCCAUCUCAAACAACGACAACUAGUUCGAAAUCGAGAAGAGCUCAGAAGAAACGGACACGGCCACCUAGGUCUGUUUAGGGGAGCAGCACCUUCCUGUUUCUCUCUCUCUCUCUCUCAAAAACCCUAAAAUUCUUAGCCGUUGAUUCUUGGUGUUAAUUUAAAGUGGUUCCACCUGGACUUCCACCUCACUCUCCCUAAACUCCAUGAUAGCAGGUGCUUAUUAGAGAUCUUUGGGAAUAAACGUGAUCUGGUUGAGUUUGAAGUGGAGGAGUGUUUGGUGAGCCAAUUGAAAUGGGGACAGGGGAAGAGGGCACACCCUCUAAGCCUUCCAAACAAGCUUCUACAGCUCAGGAAAUACCUACACAGCCUUCGUAUCCUGAUUGGUCCAGCUCUAUGCAGGCUUAUUAUGGUGCUGGAGCUGCUCCACCGCCCUUUUUCGCAUCCUCUGUUGCUUCACCAGCACCGCACCCAUAUAUGUGGGGAGCCCAGCAUCCUAUGAUGCCGCCUUAUGGAACUCCUGUUCCGUACCCUGCUAUGUAUCCUCCAGGUGGAGUUUAUGCUCAUCCGGGUAUGGUCACGACUCCUACUUCAGUACCACCAACAAAUCCAGAGUCGGAAGGGAAGGGCGCAGAUGGGAAAGAACGAGCUUCAGCCAAAAAACCCAAGGGAGCUGCAGGAAAUACAGUUAAGGCUGGGGAGAGUGGAAAAGCAACUUCUGGUUCUGGAAAUGAUGGAGCUUCACAAAGUGCUGAAAGUGGUAGCGAGGGUUCAUCAGAUGGAAGCGAGGAGAAUGGUAACCACCAGGAGUAUGGUGCAAACAAGAAGGGAAGCUUUGACAAGAUGCUUGCAGAUGGAGCAAAUGCACAAAAUAACACAGCUUUAGUGCCUGGGAAGCCUGUAGUUUCUAUGCCUGCAACUAGUCUGAAUAUGGGAAUGGACUUGUGGAAUGCAUCCCCCGCUGGUGCAGGAACUGCAAAAAUGAGAGGAAAUCAAUCUGGAGCCCCAUCAGCUGUCGGUGGUGACCAUUGGAUUCAGGAUGAACGGGAACUGAAAAGACAGAAAAGGAAGCAGUCAAAUAGGGAGUCUGCUAGGAGGUCAAGAUUGCGGAAGCAGGCGGAGUGUGAAGAGCUACAAAAAAGUGUACAGGGACUGACCAAUGAGAAUCAUGGCCUUAAAGAUGAGCUGCAAAGGCUCUCCCAGGAAUGCGAGAAGCUUGUGUCUGAAAAUUCUUCUAUAAAGGAAGAGUUGACACGAUUGUGUGGACCAGAUUUAGUAGCAAACAUUGAACAUCAAUCUCGUGGCGGUGAGGGCAACAGUUGAGAUGGUACUGGUCUCUCUUUGUAGUAACGGAUUUUUAUUGAGCUCCGGAGCCAUGACCCUCACUUUAGUUGAGUGUAGAACAUUUGUUUUUCUUAUACUAAUUUAUACGCUUAACCCUACUCUGUAACUGUAUCGUUUAUUUGUGAACUGUUAACUGAGUUGGGUCCUUGAUGGAGCAACCAUGGCGAUUGUUGUAUCAUUGGAAAAGAGUAUAUAAUAGAUAACUUCCGUCUUCUCCUUA